This is a messenger RNA of Babesia sp. Xinjiang, 1746 nucleotides long. RefSeq lists its product as uncharacterized. Lineage: Eukaryota; Apicomplexa; Aconoidasida; Piroplasmida; Babesiidae. The transcript has a single exon. Bases 1 to 1746 code for a protein of 581 amino acids. The record is from RefSeq and is a predicted model, not a curated record.
AUGAGAAACUUCUCCCAUGGUCGCUCCCAACGACAGUUUCACGAUAAUGAGGAGCAUGUAGUUGGUGAAAUUUUAGAGGAUAUCGAAUGUCUGAAAAUCGACGAUGAGGGAUCAGAUUGUUAUGACGACCUAAAUGAUGAUACAUUUGGUGGUGGUGCAGACGAACCUUGGGAUCCAACUGAAACAUUUCGGGAAGCUGAGAAUGAACGUAUAGCUCCUCGUGGGCCACGAGAGCUUGUAAAAUGUGAACUUUUCGAUCUUCCGGAAUUAGAACCUAUUAGGCAACCCCGUCAAAGACGCGUACGUAGAGAUCAACAGAAGACACAGAACCCUAAUUCUGACUCUAAUCAAGCAAAUUCCGUUAAGCAACGUACAAGUAAAUCUCCAAAAUCGCGCAGCCAACGUACCGAUGGACCUGAGGAGGUUACCCGUAAAUCAUCAUUCCAAGAUGACUUAGAAAGUUAUCGCCUCCUGGGAAUGUUUGCCAUUAACCCGACCUUUGUUAAUUUAGUAGCACAGGGUGAGGCAACAACUAACCGCCGUUGGCGGGUAUCGCAACGUACCCUGGAACGACAUAUGAGUGGCGUCACUCGAACUCCAGAAAACGUGGAGAAGGAACUAUUUCUGAACGAUCAGGCAUUUGACCAAAUAUUGCGGAUCCAUUUAACACAGACCUGUAAGGAUCCACGCUUACAAAAUUAUAAAGGCAAAUGGAACACACGCCACAUGAAAAAUCCACAAAACGCCACUACACAACCUUCCAGUGAACCUAAUGAAGAAGCUGUACCUCCUACAGUGGAUAAAAAACCUGAUGUUAAUCCCAACCGUUUCGGAAAAACAAGCUCCGCAUCGGUACGAUAUGGUAGAAAGUUGAUCCGUCUAAAUGACAUAAGCACCGCAAAAUCAGGACCUGUCAGCAAAGAACAGCAGAUCCGUGAUGCUAUAGAGUGCGGUUACGAGGCAUUAUACAUGCUCGAUGAUAUAGAGGAGGAAAUCGAUCAAUGUCCGAUGAACCACGUCGCUGCCCUAGACAAGAUGCAAAAGGACCGUGAGGGCAAACUCAACGAAUUAUAUUCUUCACUUACCACUGGUGAAGUAUGUAUAGAGGAUAUUAUGAUGUUAAAUAAAGGGCGCCUACUUAUGAUAAAACUAGGGUGUAAGUUAAGUAUCGAAACCAAGUUACAGUUGACAUGUUCUCUGGUUCGAUGCACCCCGGUUUUUGAAUCUAUAUGCGCUGAAGUGGAUAAGGUACUGGAAAACGUACCUUCAGCGGUUCCACUUAUAGCAUUGCUUUCAUCUUCUUACUCACUGAAACCCUUGGUUGCGUUUGAUCGUGAAUCAGACUCUGAGGAAGAAGCUGAAGGCGCUGACAUACAUCAGCUUCUCGCUAGCACUAACUCAUAUACAAAAUCAUUCCUGUUCAUUGUUGAGGCGUUGACAAUGACAGGUCACCUUUUCUUACUUACCUCUGAAGCGGGUACCCGUGAGACCGCAUUGCAACGCUGCUUCAAUAUUUUGGUACGGGGCCAUCAAUUGUCGAAAAUGUGCGAAACAUUACUCUCUUCCCGCGGUGGCGUAAUUUUCAUGAACGUGCUGCUUGAUAGGAGGCGCCUAAAUCCAAUAGCUGUUGACAAGAGCGUGUUAGACCUGGUGGUACAUUACACUCUUGAGGUUUCGGAGCGUAUAAAUACCCACGGCGAAGAGUGGAAGUCACUUGCGUCAACCAUCAUGAAUAUGAUGAGUUAG